Messenger RNA from Hypanus sabinus (Atlantic stingray), 1742 nucleotides. RefSeq names its product zinc finger, FYVE domain containing 27 (gene zfyve27). Gene Ontology annotation, cellular component: endoplasmic reticulum tubular network; growth cone membrane. Gene Ontology annotation, biological process: vesicle-mediated transport; positive regulation of axon extension; neuron projection development. Gene Ontology annotation, molecular function: metal ion binding. The record is from RefSeq and is a predicted model, not a curated record. The transcript has 11 exons. NCBI's taxonomy places the organism in Eukaryota, Metazoa, Chordata, Chondrichthyes, Myliobatiformes, Dasyatidae. Bases 1 to 1299 code for a protein of 432 amino acids.
AUGCAGCCGAGCGUGGGCCCUGUUCCCAGUUGUGAGGCAGCCACAACGGAGGGUUUGGACAGAAAGGAUUCUGCUGGGAGCCUCGCCGCCACCACCUGUACCAACAGCUCUCCGCUCAGCAGCGGCAACAACAGCCCUCUCUCUGAGCCAGAGGCCGGACCUACCCCUGAAACUGCAGCCAAGCACAGUCCCACUGAGACCUUGGAUCUUCUCAGUCUGGUGGUGGCUUUCAAGAGGCUGGAGAUCUUUGCUGAACCGCUGUACGACUUCUGGGAGCUGCUGAAAUAUUUAAUCAGGUGGAAAGCUCCCCUUUGCUCCCUCUUUUGCUGUGUUACACUCAAUGUGCUGUUUCUGGCUCUCAACCAAGCUGGCUGGUUCAUCCUGCUCGCCGUGGUUAUCUCUACCCCUGCUGUUCUCGGAUAUCUGCAGGACUGUUGUCAGGAACAACUCACCGAGCAAGCCCUGGCACAGCGGAAAAGUCAUAGUGUCCGAAGAGAGGAUCUCCAGAAAGUUAAAAUCACCAGGCAGGAAGCUCUGGUGGAAAUCAAAACUUUCUUAAUUCAUCUGGACGAUUUGCUGAACAAGACUUGCAUCAGUUGUGAAGCUGCAUACCGUGUCCUGUACUGGGAAGAUCACUCUGUGUCGGUCCUGUUUUACGGAACCUUGUUGGGUAUACUCUCUCUUCUGUACUUGCUCCCCCUCUGCUGGGUCCUGGCCUUGUUAAACAAUGCGAUAUUUCUGGGCAAUGCUAACUUCUACCACGUAGUUAAAGAUUACAAGGGAGCGUUGCUGCAGAAUUUGAGGCCAGCAGCAGUGGUCGAAAAGGAGCUCGCAGUGGCAGAGUCAGAAGGAGCUGUAAACCAGGAUGUGACUCCAGCAGCAAGCACUCCAGAGGAGGUGACCCCGGGAAAUCUGGAAGAGCAGGAACAGGAACAGGACGACGAAUUCAAGGAUGCAAUAGAGGAGGAUGACGAUGUCUCCCAGUGCGGUGGGGAUUACGAUCUGACCAUGCAGGACAAUGGAUUCUUCAAAAAUGAGCCAAUCAGGAGUAAAGUCUCCAAGCUGACUGAGAAACUGCGGAAACGUUAUCCUACCAACAACUAUGGAAACUGUAGCAGCUGCUGCUCCACAUUUUCAGUCCUGAAGAAGCGACGUAAUUGCAGCAAUUGUGGAAACAGCUACUGCUCAAGAUGUUGUUCAUACAAAGUCCCCAAGUCAUCAAUGGGAGCCACUGCACCGGACGCUCAGCGAGAGACAGUGUUCGUAUGUGCUCAGUGCUAUUACCUUUUGAGCAAAUAGGAUGGACCCCUUUCUUCCCUUCUCUCUUUCUCCCUUCCUCCUCUUUUUGUAUGUGCAUUUUACUUUAUCUUUUAAAUGAACUUCACUGAAUCGGCACACUCGACAAUGAAGCGAUGGACAUGAGCGGAUUGUACCAGCCCUCCGAGUUUCACAGUCAUGGGGAUCCGGGAAGUGCUCCGAUUACAAAGGGCAACUUUGUUUCUGGAACCAGUGAUAUAAUAUAAAGUCUCACAAAAGAAUAUGUAUCCGUAACUUUAAAUGUUGCCUUCUAUUGUAUAUAUGAUGAGAUUAGAUACUUUUUUUUUGUAUAGUGUGUGAUGUAGAAGAAUAUUUAAAGAGCUGGUAAAACUUGCUAAGCCCAUAAACUGCAUUUCUUUAUGAUUUACUUAAUAUCUGUGAUGCUGGUUUGAUUUUUCUCAAUAAAAAAAUGGCACAUUGCAGAA